This is a messenger RNA of Planococcus citri (citrus mealybug), 4062 nucleotides long. RefSeq names its product high mobility group protein DSP1-like. The record is from RefSeq and is a predicted model, not a curated record. Gene Ontology annotation, biological process: regulation of transcription by RNA polymerase II. The coding region runs from base 1433 to 2608 and encodes 391 amino acids. Lineage: Eukaryota; Metazoa; Arthropoda; Insecta; Hemiptera; Pseudococcidae. Gene Ontology annotation, cellular component: nucleus. The transcript is spliced from 5 exons. Gene Ontology annotation, molecular function: DNA binding, bending.
AUCUUCGUUAUACUCUCGUUUCGUUCGGACGUUGUUGUAGUUUACAAUUAUGACCAUUGGAGCGCUGCGAUCGUUUUCUGUUUGAGCCGUUGUGUGUGAGUGAGUUGCAUUACUAGGUACAGGUGUGUGUGCGCUGUGUUGUUCGAGCCAUUCUUUCUUUGUUUUCCUGCUUGCGUUUUUAUGUGCGCGCCAUAUAUUAUUAUCGGUUUAUUGUUAUUAUAAUGGCGGGAUGAAACGUCUUCGCUUAAUAGUUUUUUGUAAACGAGUUCUUUGUACUGGUUAAUGAUCGAAAAUUCGUAUUUUUUUUCCAGUUUUGUUAUUUUUCUACAUGUUUUUUGCUCGUGGUUUCGAUGUGCGUAUAUCAUUCUAUUAGUUUAGUUGCGAAUGGUUUUCUAUAUGCGUCUCGGAUCAUUUUCCUUGUUAAAGCUUGAAUAUUUUUAACUCUGCGCGUUAUCGCGUGUUUAGUUUUUCGGUAUCGAGUUGAUUACUGCGCGAUAGACAUUUUUCUUACAUACAAUGAUGAAAACGUUCGAAAGGUGAGAACGAAAGGAAGAUUUCAGGAGUUUGGUGACCGGAAAGUACGGUAAAAGUUUUAUUCAUUGCGCGAUUUUAACGAGAUAAACACGAGAAAAAAAGUACAUAACUAAGAAGAACAGAAACAGAAAAAAAGAGAAGAAUAAGAUUUGCUUUGGAUAGCGUUACCGAAGGGUGUACCAUCGAGUAGCACAUGUUCAGUACUUCUGGUGCGCGAGGAACUCAUUUUGGUCGCUGUGUGUUGGCUUCGUCUGUUCCACCAUUUCCACACGAAUCGCAUCUCCUCUACCUCCUCCAGUUCAGUGGUCGCUGAUAUUCGCCGUAGUCUUUAUCCAGCGUGUUCGUUUUCUUUCUUCGUUGGUUGUUUUUAAAUGUCGCCGAGCGCGGAGAUCCGCUUCGUUACAACAGAAAGAGAAGCAUAGAUAAAGAGGGAGUCGCCGGCAGAUACCGUGGCAACGCUGUGGUGUGCUUGUGUUUGUGCGUUCCGUAUUAUUUCGUUCGCGUUUCGUGGUAUUAUAAUACACGACAGUGUUAGUAUUAUAUUAUAGUUUUAUAUAUAUGUGUGUGCGCGUGUGUGCAUUGUAGGUAUAUAUCUGUGAGUGUACAAUAUAUACGUUCGUGUACCCUCCGCCCAUUUUUGGUGAUAGAAAAAACACCCCUUGAAUCUUGUUUUUCGCGGGCGCUUCUAGACGGUGCGUGGUUUAGCAGCGCAACUUCCCUUUGCCGCGGUGGCCUUCUCGAUCGCGGGCCGAGGUUCGUUUUGCCGCGCAGCACACAGUUUAUAUAGGAAGAAUAUUGCAUCGCCGGCCCGUAUUUUUUUCCUCCGCACACAUAUUCCGUAAUAACAGAAUAGUGAAUAUACAGCAAACCCGGCGAGAGCCGCGUUCACAAGCACGAUAUGUCCGAGCACCAACGCGGUGCUUGGGGGCCGCGGGACGAUAAUUCUUCAGUCGCAGCCGCGGCGGCAGCCGCGUCUUCAGUUUGGUGGCCAUCGGCCGUCGAUCAACAAUCACAGCAUCAGCAAUUGCUGACGCAUCAACAGCAGCAGCAGAUAGCGGCCGCCGUUCAACAGCAACAUGAAGCGGCCGUUCGAAGCUCGGCGGCAGCCGUCGCCGCCCAACAGUUCUUAACGUACAAAAUGGCCAACAAUAAUUUUCAAAAUAUCUCAACAGCGUCGACUAAUACCAUAAAUUCGUCACCAAAUACCAUUAAUGCCGGCGGCGGAGGUAUGAGGUACGAUUACGGAGGCGGUGGUGGCGGUGGCGGCGGCGGAGGAGGAGGCGGCGGUGGCGGCAGACCCGGCGACGCCGCAUUGGCCGCCAAUCAAGCCGCUCAAGCAGCCGCAGCAGCCGCGCAAUGGUGGUCGUAUCCGGCUACGGUGGCGGCCGCUGGUCUUCAAAAUAACGCGAAUCUACAAAAUCAUCUACAAAAUGCGAACGCCGUUAAUUCGCUUUUGAGCAAAUCGAGAAUGCCACGAGGCAGAAUGGACUCGAAACCGAGAGGUCGUAUGACCGCUUACGCUUUUUUUGUACAGACUUGCCGCGAAGAACAUAAGAAAAAACACCCCGAUGAGACUGUAAUAUUUAAAGAAUUUUCUAAAAAAUGCGCCGAAAGGUGGAAGACGAUGUCAGAUAAAGAAAAAAAAAGGUUCCAUGAAAUGGCCGAUAAAGAUAAGAAACGUUACGAUACCGAAAUGCAGAGUUACGUACCACCGAAAGGCGAAAAGAUACGCGGUAAAAAAAGGAAACAAAUUAAAGAUCCUAAUGCUCCUAAAAGAUCUCUAUCUGCUUUCUUCUGGUUUUGCAACGACGAACGUGGUCAAGUUAAAGCAAAUAACCCAGAUUACGGUGUGGGAGAUAUUGCUAAAGAAUUAGGCCGUAAAUGGGCUGAUGCCGAACCACACACUAAACAAAAAUACGAAGCUAUGGCUGAAAAAGACAAAGCUCGAUAUGAAAGAGAAAUGAUGGAGUACAAAAAGAAAUCAAAACCAGGGGUUCCUGUUUCCGAGCCAAUUUUAAAACAAGAAAGCGACGGUGAUGAUAACGACGACGAUGAGGAAGAUGACGACGAUUAAACUGUAAUAUCGAUAAAGUAUAAAUGAAAAAGAAAAAAAAUUCAAAAAAAGUUAUUGAAAACAGUAAAAAAUUUGAGAACUGAUUUUUUUUCUAAUUUAUUAUGUAGGUAUAUUUCUAUGUUAUAGUAAUUAAGGAAAUGUAUAUACAGAAUACUCUUUGUUCACCAUAAUAAUACGUGUACAGGAUUUACAGUUCGAAAAAAAGUAUAAGCAUAUUGCGCGCAACAUUUUACUAUUUCACGAAUGGAAACAGAAUAAUUUUUUCCCUUUUUCAAUUUAAACAUAGGUAGUUUCGUAUUGGUUAACUUUUUAAAAUCUUCAGAUAUUAACGAUUUUCAUUUCUGUAUUGUUUCCUAUCAAUUUUUAUAAGGUGAAUCAUGUUUUGAAAGUGUCUAUCCAGGUAAUGAAUGAACGAUGUGUCGCCGAUUAUUAUUGUUCGAAGGCGUAGACGAGUAAGGUAUCAUGAAACAUUUUGGUUAAAUUUAUCAAUAUUAGGCUUUUUAUCGUUCUGUUUUUCUGUUCUCUUUUUUUUACUGAUUAUAUAGUUUUACAAGAUCCAAAAUGAAUCCUAUUUUGCAGGUUUUUCGUAAGUGCGUAUUUCUUCAAAAAAAUGUUGUAAAUAUAAUGUAGUGUUCUUUUUUUGUAUAUAGGUUAAUCCUAGUUUUACCGGUAAAAUUUGUUUUUUCGGUGUUACCGAGUAAUAAUCUAUCAAAACACGUCACUUUGACGUUUCGAUUUUAAUUUGAAAAGAAUAAAAAAACAGUUUACAGCAUUUUAAUACGUAGCACGAUGUCUUUAGAACUUACAAAAUAUCGUAUUAUUUUGUUUAUGAUAUGAAAAGUUAGACGUACCUGCAUAUAAAGUAAUUGAAAACGAAGGCGACAUCAGUAAACUUACUCUUUACUUGGAAUACCAUUAUAUUACGCAGGAUUAUUUUUGUACUGAAUGAAAAUCUGCAAAGUAAUAUUAAUUUUUAAUUAUUAUUUCCUCUUAUUUCUUAUUGCAUUUCUUCAAUUUUUAUGUUUUAACUGUACGUACGUUUUCUAGUAAAUGGUAUGUUAAAUUUUUACGCUUGGCCAUAAUUAUUAAAAAAAAUUCGUUUCGUUUUUAUUCUGGUUAUGACAUUCCUACAUUCAGCUAUGGAAAAAACAAAUUUCUCGAGUCUAUUCACUUUUGAUUUUGUGUUUUUAGUAUUUUAUUUACAUUACGGUUUUUCUUUUUUAUUUAAAUUAUUUUGUACGCUAAGUUUUAAUCUUACUUUUAUGUUAUAAUUUGAAAAGUGAAAAAUAUGAAAGGAAAUGACAAAUGUUUUGUACUUCUUAGGGAUUAAAUACUUUUAAAUAAAACAUUUGUUUGUUAUUUGUAAUGUAUUUGUUUGUAUCACUUUCUUUUAUAAUUUCAAGUAUUUGUAUGAUUGAUUCUGCGUGAAAUAAAGUGAUUUUAGUUGAUCAUUA